UUGCUCUAAAGAAUCACGGUGCCAAAGAAGUGGAGAGGGAUGGAGACCGCAGCAAUGGACCAGCUCCGGGCUCGGCAGCGGUACUGGAGGGCGAGCUGCUCCUACAGGCGCUCAACGGCUUCGUGCUGGUGGUGACAUCGGAAGGACUGAUAUUUUACUCCUCGCAUACGAUUCAGGACUAUCUGGGAUUUCAUCAGACAGAUGUCAUGCACCAGAGCGUCUUUGAGCUGAUCCACACUGAGGACCAGGAGGAAUUCAGGCGCAACCUCCACUGGGCACUCAACCCACCCCAUGCUCCCAAGGAUGAGCCUUCUGCAGAAGGGGGGAAAAGUCUCGGCUCUCCUGCUGUCACCUACAAGCCGGAUCAGCUGCCCCCAGAAAACUCCUCCUUUCUGGAAAGGAGCUUCGUGUGCCGCUUUCGCUGCCUCUUGGAUAAUUCCUCCGGCUUCCUGGCUUUAAACCUUCAAGGCAGGCUGAAAUUCCUUCACGGGCAGAACAAAAGGUCUGAAGACGGGUCUGCACUGCCACCCCAGCUCGCUCUCUUCGCUAUCUCCACCCCCUUGCAGCCCCCGUCCAUCCGGCAGAUCCGAACUAAGAACAUGAUCUUCAGGACGAAGCACAAGCUGGACUUCACCCCCUUGGCGUGCGAUGCCAAGGGGAAGAUCGUUUUGGGCUACACCGAGGCGGAGCUGCGGAUGCGUGGCACCGGCUACCAGUUCAUCCACGCUGCCGACAUGCUGUACUGUGCUGAGAACCAUGUCAGGAUGAUGAAGACGGGUGAGAGCGGCCUGACGGUCUUCCGCCUGCUGACGAAGGAGAAUCGCUGGAAGUGGGUGCAGGCCAACGCACGGCUCGUCUACAAGAAUGGCAAGCCCGAGUACAUCAUUGUCACGCAGAGACCCCUCGUAGAUGAAGAAGGAGGAGAGCACCUUCGGAAACGGUCCAUGCAUCUUCCCUUUACCUUUGCUACAGGAGAGGCGCUCUUAUACCAAAGCGCAUACCCUCUCUCAGGCUUCCCUGACCCUUUCCAGAGCAAAGGGAAAACCAGCAAGUCCAAGAAGACCUCCCACAGCCACAGAGGACGCUCCCAGAAGAAUGGCGUUGACCCCAGUUCUCUGCUGGGCGCCGUGAUGCGACAGGACAAGGCGGUGUACGCCUCGCAUCCAGCUCCCUCACCUAACCACUCCUUCAGCAGCAGUUCCUUGGGCCACCUCGAGGAUGUGUCCUUGCUGGAGGCAGGAAGAGAUGCUUGGAGUAUGGGCACUGCUCCAGUUUCUUCAAGGGGGAACAGCGUCAAAGAGGAGCUGGUGGAUUUGCAGCAGGAGGACCCUCUCUUGGCCACCCUGGACUCGCUCUCAAUUGAGAGUGACGAGAGCUGUUCCAACAAUGAGUUCUUCAGUGCGCUGGAGGGCCUGGGGUUGAAUGCUGAAGACCUAGAGCUCCUGCUGCUGGAUGAGAAAAUGGUGAUGGUCAAUAUGGACCCUGACCACGCCCUGUCCCUGCACGACUGCCUCGCCAGCAACCAGGUUCUCUCCUACAUCCACACCGCUCUGGUGAACAAGCACGAGGGAGGACAACAGGUCUGUCCCCUGCCAGGCACAUCCCCGAGCCCACGUGGAGGCACCUCUACAUUCCAGGCCCACAGGGAGAACGAGGACACGCAGUACCUGCCCCAGCACAUGGUGCAGCCUGGCAUUGCCCUGGGCCAGCCCCCCGCUCCGCU
Molecule: messenger RNA, 1723 nt
Organism: Balearica regulorum gibbericeps (East African grey crowned-crane)
Lineage: Eukaryota; Metazoa; Chordata; Aves; Gruiformes; Gruidae
Source: RefSeq, a predicted model, not a curated record